Molecule: messenger RNA, 2047 nt
Organism: Pseudophryne corroboree (corroboree frog)
Lineage: Eukaryota; Metazoa; Chordata; Amphibia; Anura; Myobatrachidae
Gene: SOX7
Product: SRY-box transcription factor 7
Exons: 2
Coding region: 122-1219 (365 amino acids)
Biological process (GO): cell differentiation; anatomical structure morphogenesis; regulation of DNA-templated transcription
Molecular function (GO): RNA polymerase II cis-regulatory region sequence-specific DNA binding; DNA-binding transcription factor activity, RNA polymerase II-specific
Source: RefSeq, a predicted model, not a curated record
CAGCCUGCACACUCUUUAAGGAGUGUCUCUAGACGAGAAGAAUCUGGAGUACAAGGAAGGAGAAACUCUCAGGACUCAGAGAAAGGUGCACCAGAGCCACUGACACACACUGACAACAGGCAUGACUGCAUUGCUGGGAGCUUACUCCUGGUCAGAGGGCUUGGACUGCUCUACCAUGGACGGAGACCUCUCAGAUGGACUUUCACCCCACAGGUCCCCCCGGGAUAAAGGCUCAGAGACCCGCAUCAGGAGACCAAUGAAUGCUUUUAUGGUUUGGGCAAAGGACGAGAGGAAGAGACUGGCCGUGCAGAACCCAGACCUUCACAAUGCGGAGCUCAGCAAGAUGCUGGGAAAAUCCUGGAAAGCGCUGUCCCCGUCCCAGAAGAGGCCCUAUGUGGAAGAGGCCGAGAGGCUGAGGGUGCAGCACAUGCAGGACUACCCGAACUACAAGUACAGGCCCAGGAGGAAGAAGCAGAUCAAGAGGAUCUGUAAGAGGGUGGACACCGGCUUCCUGCUCAGUGGCCUCUCCAGAGACCAGAACUCUGUGCCAGAGAACAGGGUCUGCAGACCAGCAGGAGACAAGGAGGAGGGUGCCGGCUAUUCCUCUGGGGCAACUCUGCAGGACAUCAGAGGCUACAGAGAGUCUCAGGGUAAUGGCAGUAAGCAUGAACAGGCCUACCCUUAUGGCCUCCCAACCCCGCCAGAGAUGUCUCCUCUGGAGGUCAUCGACCAAGAGCAGAGUUUUUACCCGCCUUCCUGUUCUGAAGACCACCAUCCCCACCUCAACUACUCCCCUGAAUAUGCCAGGAGCCCCAUCCUCUGCAGCCACCUCAGCCAGAUGCCCAUAGCCCAUCCUGGAGCCCCAAUGAUCCCUCCACCUGUGCCAAACUGUCCACCUGGCUACUUCAGCUCUAGCUACCACUCCAUGCACCACCACAACUAUCACGGCCAUGGCCACCUGGGCCAGCUGUCACCCCCACCCGACCACCCACACUAUGAAAGCAUUGAGCACAUCAGCCAGGCGGAACUCCUGGCGGACAUGGACAGGAAUGAGUUCGACCAGUACUUAAACACCUCCAUAGGGGAGCCCAGUGAGGUCACAAUCAAUGGACAUAUCCAGGUGUCACACUCAGGAGACCUGCAGCCCCCAGAGACCAGCCUCAUCUCUGUGCUAGCAGAUGCCACUGCGACAUAUUACAACAGCUAUAGCGUUUCCUAGGCUCCUCUGCUAGCUGGAUGUGGACAGCCCAGGCAGUAUUACUGGCAUCUACUGUAGACUUAAGCUAUGGACACUCACUGUAUCUCCUCAGGGUUGUGAGAUCCCUCAACCACUCUAAGUGCCCCCCCCCCUGCUACUCUCAGAGAGGGGGCAGGUAGGCAGGUGGGCCCAAAGUGUUUGUGCAACACACUAGUGAAGGGACACACUGUACAUAUGAGAGAAUUCUUCGCAUUUAUUCGUACAGAACAGUAAAAUGCUAUGCAGCAUCUAGGUCUGAGGUUCUGACUGGUCAUCAUAUCUGAUGAGUAAAAUCUGAGUUCACUUCAAUGUUUGUUUGUGGGUAUAUAUAAUUAUUAUACAAGCUGUAGGAGAAGGAAAAAGAGAGGAUGGUAAUUAAGGAGGAAAAAAAAAAAACCCACAAAAAACAUCCCCAAGUUUUGUUUGCUCCUUAAAGGAAAAUAAAUAUACUGUAUGGUUUUUUUUUCUCCAAUUCAAGAAAACAAUUAAUUGUGAUAUACUAUAAUUGAGCUCUCGUUGUAUCUUUGUAUUAUUAUUUUUUUGUUUUCAUCUUCUGUUAAUAAAGAAUGAAUUAUGUAGCGUAAUGAACCUAUGGUUGCUAUUUGGUAACUAAUAGUAAGAGGAUGUGACGUCGGUUUGAGAUCCAGGGAAUGUGUGGGAACUAUUAGUAAUAAACAAACAUCUUCCGUAUAUUUUACCUUUAUUUGUAUUUCGAAUGAUGUACAUAUGAGUUUUACAUAAAUAUUUAAUUUAAUUUAGAAUGCUUUUUUUUUUGUUUUGUAUAAUAAAAUACACGGAGAAUUUUCAUAA